Nerophis lumbriciformis (worm pipefish) is the source of this 381-nucleotide messenger RNA. The record is from RefSeq and is a predicted model, not a curated record. Lineage: Eukaryota; Metazoa; Chordata; Actinopteri; Syngnathiformes; Syngnathidae.
AUGUCCAUGCUGCAGAUGUUGACUGUUAUCUCCCUGACUGUUCUCCUCCUGGCAUCUGCACAAGGUAAAGGUGUACAGAUGCAGCUGGAUGUCCAGUGCUGCAUGCUGUAUUCCCAUGGCAAGGUGCGCACCAAGGACGUCCUGCGGUUUGAGGUGCAGACCGAGGGGCCUGACUGCAGUAUACAAGCCAUAAUUCUUUACACCAAAAAGGCAGUGAAAUGUGCCGACCCCAGGGACCGCAAGGUAAAGAGGUUGCUGCGGAAGCUCCUGCAGAGACAGCGGACCAAGGCCCAUCGAACAAUGUGGCUCCUUCCUCACGACAACUUGCCCGUCAUGACAGAGGAAAAGAAAGACAACUGGGCCAUCCUCAAUACAGAGUGA